Molecule: messenger RNA, 1014 nt
Organism: Drosophila eugracilis
Lineage: Eukaryota; Metazoa; Arthropoda; Insecta; Diptera; Drosophilidae
Product: BAG family molecular chaperone regulator 2
Exons: 4
Coding region: 123-905 (260 amino acids)
Biological process (GO): protein stabilization
Molecular function (GO): adenyl-nucleotide exchange factor activity; protein-folding chaperone binding
Source: RefSeq, a predicted model, not a curated record
GUGGCAGGUAAUCUAUGCAAAUCCACAACAGCCAUCAGCGUUUCUUUUAGAGAACAGCUGCCAUAAGAAAUCCCAAGAAUUGGUUAGAAUAUUCUAGAGAAAAUUUUUCGGUUCAAUCGAGAAUGUUUGAGAAUUUACGCGGUAUUUUUCGCAAACGACGUCGCUGCGAGACGGACACGCCCCCACCAUCAUCACCAUCGCCGUCCACUGAGGUCCCAGUGAUAAUACCCCGUUAUCCGGAUGAUAUUAAAGUCGCGCCGCCAGUGAUAAUAUCUCGAUAUCCGGAUGAUAUAGAAAUCGAGUCGCCAGAGUCCUAUGAGAUCUCCUGGUCGGAUGCUUCUUUUCACAGUCCACAAACAGAUAGACCAUAUAACGCCAGCGAGAGGUUCGUCAACAUACUGGACCAGUUGGAUGCACGUGUCGAGAAGUUGCGCAAGGAUGCCCUUAAUUUGCAGGAGAAGAAAGACUACCUCUUGAUGUCCAUGGAUCUAAUCAAGAGCAACGAAAUGAUGCAGAACAUGACCGAGGCUGAACGUGAGGAGAUUAUGUUGUACAUUCAACGUGUUAGCUCACGCUUGGGCACUGUGGAGCUAAAUGUGCGCACUGUGCGGGACAAUUCCCAGGAGGACUCCCUUAGUCACAUUAAUGCAUUGAUCGAUACCAUGAUAAAAAUGGGUGAUCCCGUGAUCGCACGCCAACGAUGCCAGUUGUACUUAAAUGCCUGCUGCAGCAGCUCAAUGGAUCCAUCCGGACAUAUGGACACCUUGCCCGAGGCCGAUGUUGGGCCUAUCGAUAAGAAAUUCGAGAGCGUUCUGCUCGGCUGUACUUUGGAUGAUCAGAAGAACAUCAAGAAGCGGCUGCAAGCCUUAAUGGGUUAUCUGAAUAAGCAAACUGUUAGCCAUUAAUUUAAUUGUUUUUGGUCCAUUAACUAUUCAUAGCAUUAUUAUUAUCAAACCAAACGAGUUACAUCACCAAGCCAGAGGAAACGAAUAAUAAACAAAACAUAUACACCGA